AUGAAAGACCUUGGUGACUUGAGAUAUUUCCUUGGGAUAGAGGUAGCCAGGGGGAGUAGCAGCAUCUUCUUGCGUCAACGGAAAUAUGUUUUAGACUUAUUGUCAGAAACGGGCAUGUUAGAUUGCAGGCCUGCUGAUACACUAAUUGAACAGAACCACCGGUUAGCUGAGUACCCUGAUCAAGUCCCAGUGAGUGUGGUGAGUCAGUUCAUGCAAAAUCCAAGUGAAGACCAUAUGGAUGCAGUCGUGCGAAUCCUGCGGUAUCUAAAGAGAGCUCCUGGGAAGGGCCUUAUGUUCUCAAAACAUAAUUGCCUGGAGGUGAGUGGUUAUACUGAUGCUGAUUGGGCUGGUUGUAUUACUGAUAGGAGGUCGACCUCAGGUUACUUUACGUUUGUUGGAGGGAACCUUGUCACUUGGAAGAGUAAAAAGCAAAAAGUGGUGGCGAGGUCGAGUGCAGAGGCCGAGUAUAGAGGUAUGGCCCAUGGACAUGUGGAAGUUGACCGGCACUUUAUCAAGGAGAAGUUGGAUGCAAAUCUGAUUGCCUUCCCAUUCGUACCAACCAAGGAGCAGUUAGCAGAUAUUCUGACUAAGGGUGUAUCAGUCAAGGCAUUUCAUGACUCACUUAACAAGUUGGGUAUUCGAGAUGUGUAUGUUCCAACUUGA
Molecule: messenger RNA, 663 nt
Organism: Rosa chinensis
Lineage: Eukaryota; Viridiplantae; Streptophyta; Magnoliopsida; Rosales; Rosaceae
Exons: 3
Coding region: 1-663 (220 amino acids)
Source: RefSeq, a predicted model, not a curated record